Molecule: messenger RNA, 2275 nt
Organism: Clupea harengus (Atlantic herring)
Lineage: Eukaryota; Metazoa; Chordata; Actinopteri; Clupeiformes; Clupeidae
Product: arf-GAP with dual PH domain-containing protein 1
Biological process (GO): positive regulation of GTPase activity
Cellular component (GO): plasma membrane; cytoplasm; intracellular membrane-bounded organelle
Molecular function (GO): phosphatidylinositol bisphosphate binding; phosphatidylinositol-3,4,5-trisphosphate binding; GTPase activator activity
Source: RefSeq, a predicted model, not a curated record
CAACUGCAACUGCAGUUUCCACUCAGCGGUGGCGCUCUGGACGCGCACGUUCUCUCUGCAUAGUUAUUGCGGAACAGCAAGUUAGAACAAAACCAAACCUCUCACUUCCGAAUGAUUAUCCAUUUAUCAAACACGCCCUUUUCCUUGGAGACGGAGUGGAUCUGGAACUGCACAUGUUAUGGGACAAGCAGCGGUUUUCAAACUGAAACAAAGUAGUAGAUGCCUUCCAGUAGUUUAGAGAGAGAGGACAAAUAACUGCUAUCACAAACUGAAUUUGUAGCGGAACUCUGUUGAACUUGUAAGAACUUGCCACCGGGAGUUUGCGGACCCAGCCGUAUGGUGAGGGAAUUCCACCCGUCGCUGGUUCGCCUGACACCAACUUGGCACUCGGUAAACUUGUGACCUACCAGAGGACUUGCGAUGUCAGGCAACGAGAGGGCGAUUCGUGCGCUCAGAGAGCUUCUCCAAAAGCCGGGGAACCAGGCCUGCGCUGACUGCGGUGCGCCCGGUCCAGAAUGGGGCUCCUGCUCCUUGGGUGUUUUCAUCUGCCUGGGCUGCUCCGGGAUCCACCGGAACAUUCCGGACAUCGGGAAAGUGAAGUCCCUCACGCUGUCCCACUGGGAAGACUCUGAAGUGCAGUUCAUGGCAGAGAACGGAAACGCGGUGGCGAAGAGUCGGUAUGAGGCAGCGGUGCCGGUGUACUACUACAAACCUACCUACAAAGACGGCCAGGUCUUGAGGCAGCAGUGGAUCAGAGCCAAGUACGAGAGGAAGGAGUUCACAGAGGCUGGGAAGAAGCUGACCUAUGAGGAGGCAACGAGGGAUGGCAUGCUGAUGAAAAGGGGGCGGGACAACGGGCAGUUCCUCAGCCGCCGAUUCGUUCUCUCUGAGUGGGAAGGAACACUGAAGUACUUCACCAAAUAUGAUGCCAAAGAGCCCAAGGCAGUGAUCAAGAUGGACACCAUCAACGCCUCCUUUCAACCAGAGAAGAUUGGCAACCCCAAUGGCCUACAGAUCACAUACCUAAAGGACUACAGUACUCGCAAUAUCUUUGUCUUCCAUGAGAAUGGCAAGGAGAUAGUCGACUGGUUUAAUUCUAUUCGAGCAGUACAGCUCCACUACUUAAGUGUGGCUUUCCCAGGAGCCACAGAUGCUGAGCUGAGACCAAAGUUGACCCGGAACUUUCUGAAGGAGGGAUACAUGGAGAAGACAGGCCCCAGGCAAACAGAAGGCUUUAAAAAGCGCUGGUUCACUCUGGACCACAGGCGCCUCAUGUACUUCAAAGAUCCACUGGAUGCCUUUGCUAAAGGCGAGGUGUUCCUGGGCAACGGCGAGCUUGGCUACAGUGCCAGCGCCGGCCUGCCCGCUGGCACGCACUGCAACGGCUCCUGGUCCUACGGCAUCACCAUAUUGACGCCCGAGCGCAGCUUCCUGUUCACCUGCGAGACGGAGAGCGAGCAGCAGGAUUGGCUCAGGCUCUUCAACGGCGUCCUCAUCACGCAGAUGUCACCGCAGGAGUACAGCAUGGAAGCCCUCUACAAGUACAAGCACUGACGGAGCUGGACGCCCCCCUUUCCUCCCGUCAUCCGCUGUGUACACAUCACUGACCUCUGCCCAUCUUUCCUGACCUUUAACCUUCAGGGGUCAUGGCGCAAGGGUGAACUGUGUAUGAGCAAAACAGGUGUAACACUACUGAAAGCUUUGUUUCAUGAGCAGGUUCUAGUUAUUAUAUUCCACUGUCCUGGACUCAUUCAUACACUAAAGUAUACACACUGUGGUCCACUGUCAUUCAAAAGCAGUUGUUCUUUACAUUGUACAGUGGUAGGGUUUUAUUGUUUAAGAAAGGCAUUUCCUGGAACAUAUAGAGUACUGUCUUAAUAAUGAUAGUAAUGGGGUUUUCCAGACAACUACCACAAACCAGCCAGGAAAAUUCCUAGUGGGUGCUUUGUCUAAUUUGUUUUUCUAACAUGAAUCUUUGUCUUUGGGCGCCACCUAGUGGUGUUCUCUGUGUCCUCAACUCUCCCAUUUUGCCUCCUUCAGUUAUUAAAGUAGAAUAUUGAAUAAAAACAAAUAUGUUCUUGGGACUUACCCUUUUUUGUCACAGGGUCCCAGAACAAGAACUAUGAGAAUGGCAGUCGUUUUGAUGUGGUUUAUCAUGUAAAAUUCUUGUAUAUCUAUCGUUCAGCGCACACUGCCAGUAUAUUGUGUAGCAGUGAGUGAAUCAGUGGGAAAACAUUCAGUCACUGUUUAUAAUAAAAGACUAGUUUCUUUGUCA